UAUUCGCCGCCCACCUCUGUUCCCCUUCUUGCCUCUUUUGUCGACACUCUGAAACACACGUAUAUCGCAUCUCUCCCACUGCCACAUCUCCUUCUCAUUUUCUGCCUCCUCCCCAACUCAAUUUGUGCACAACACGAGCCAGUUUCCCGAUGCUAUCUAUAGCCAGAAGAAUCCAAGUCCCCCACCGGUUUCUCCAGAUUGCGGCGGCGCAGCAGCUCCGCCAUGCUCGAACUGAAUCCGGCAACGACCGUUCACCCCGUAGCCGGCGGCGGUCGUCCAAGUUCUCUCCGUCGGCGAUGUUGAGGAAAGCCGAGGAUAAGUCGGAGUGGUGGGUGGUGGAUGGUGAAAUGCACGAAAUUGGGGAAAAUGUGCCGCUGCGAGAGCGCUUUGUGAUCCCCAGAGAUAAUAUUCCUAAUAAGCGCCGGAAGCAGCUCCGAGAGCAGUUCAUGCGACGCACUCGCCUCGUCCUCAAGGAAUCGGAGCAUGAGCCUUGGUGCAAAAGAUACAUGGAACUAUAUAACGAGCUCAGAGAAAAUUGGGAGAGGUUGUAUUGGGAUGAUGGCUAUUCUAAGAAACUUGCUGAGGAUCAUGCUAAUUAUGACUCACCCGAUGAUGAUGAUGAAGAUUUCAAUCCUUAUAGGAAUAGACAGCCCCAAGCAGAUCAAAUCAAGCUGCAGGAUCAAUUUGUGGGGAGAAACAGGGAAAGCGACACCUGGGAAAAAGCUAGCCAAAUCCGUGACAAAUUUGAAUAUGAUAGAGACAGAAGAAUGAGAGAAAAAGCAUUUGCCCCAAUGAAUGCAACGGAUGACUCUGAUAUGAAUCGCAGAGUCUCAAGGAAUGAGCCCUUUGACAUCAGAAGAUACAUUUCUGAAUCUGAGGAGUGACAGACAGAAUGAACGAUUUUAUUCUCGAAAUAGUGAUACCCUUUGUUGUACAGUAAUAAAUUAUUGCCCGUGCAAGUAGCAGUUUCCUGGUGCAAGAUGAUCAUGGAGUUUGCUAACAACAUUCCUAUUCAUACAUAUUUUCAUUGUUAUGUAGUAGUAGAUUUUCUGUUGUUUUGAUUUAUUCUAAGAUCUUUCCGAAAUUGAGGUUAAUACACAUCUUUUUAUGUCAA
This is a messenger RNA of Salvia splendens (bonfire salvia), 1114 nucleotides long. RefSeq lists its product as uncharacterized. The transcript has 5 exons. Lineage: Eukaryota; Viridiplantae; Streptophyta; Magnoliopsida; Lamiales; Lamiaceae. The record is from RefSeq and is a predicted model, not a curated record. The coding region runs from base 150 to 884 and encodes 244 amino acids.